This is a messenger RNA of Heterobilharzia americana, 279 nucleotides long. The record is from the annotation of a GenBank genome assembly. NCBI's taxonomy places the organism in Eukaryota, Metazoa, Platyhelminthes, Trematoda, Strigeidida, Schistosomatidae.
AUGUCAAAUGUCGCUGUACGUUCAAAUGAACUAUCAACUAUUUGGCCCCUAUUAAUUGAUUAUGAUAGACGCGAAUGUCUACAAAUCCUACGUCGUUUGGAACUUGAAGCUUAUAGUAAGAUUGUAGCAGUUUUGAGGGCACAAGGGCCACUUACAGAAGAGAAGAAAACACUUUUAUGCAAACUGCAACGUCUUUUGAGCAUUUCUAUCGAUCGGCAUAAAGCAGAAGUUCGAAGAGCCUUGAAUGACGAAGAGCUUGCUACAAUUUCAGAAGCGUAA